Molecule: messenger RNA, 2037 nt
Organism: Zerene cesonia (dogface butterfly)
Lineage: Eukaryota; Metazoa; Arthropoda; Insecta; Lepidoptera; Pieridae
Exons: 2
Coding region: 151-1374 (407 amino acids)
Molecular function (GO): protein binding
Source: RefSeq, a predicted model, not a curated record
AUCACGAGUUAUCAGGAUAAGUAUAUUAUAAAAUUAUAUUUUAAUUUUUAAUACAACAAUUUUAUACUUAAGCCAAAAUUAAAUGUAUCCAACGGUAGGCUACCAUAUAAUACAAUUAACCUAAAACGUAAUUUAUUUGAUUUUUUAAAUAUGAGUGGAAAUAUAUCGAUUAAUUCACUGCCUAUAGAAACAUUCACCGAAAUACUUGUUAAAAUCGAUGGAAACAGCUUAGCAAGAUGUAGGAGAGUCUGUAAACAAUGGAAAGAAGCUAUUGACGAGACCGAUAUCAUUUGGCAAGAAAUGUGUUUCAAGGAAUUCAAAAAUUCAUCAAAAAUAGCGAAGAGGAAAAGUGGCGAUACAGUAGGCUGGUAUCACAUCUACAGGAACUUAAAACUGUGGUCUGAUAUUUCAUCUUAUGAGAAAACUAUAAAAGAAUUUUUUAAAUUCAAUUUACAUGACAGAUCGCACAUGUUGGACAUUAAUUAUGGAGUCAUACCGUUGAAGGAUGCGAAAGGAACAUUUUUUUAUGACGCGGCCAAUUUAAAGUACAUUCCUGUAGCGCUAUCUGACAAGAAUUGCUUAAAAAUAUGGAACAGUGAUAAUGUAACAGUUAUACAAAUUAAAUCUGGCAUUUUCAUACAAAGGACAGUGCAUGAUCCAAGCUACGCCUCAGAAGCAUUUUAUAAAGCUGACAAUUUUGUAUUGAACGGUGAUUAUCUAUACUUUUAUAAUAACAGAGAUGUUUAUAAAUGUAAUUUAUUAUGCAGAGAGCUUAUACCUAAACUUUUAGUACAUUGUGCAUAUGAUUUAAAAGAAAUACAGUUCAAUAAUGAUGCUAUACAUAUUUUUACCGACUGUGGUAAAAUUAUAAAUAUACUAAAAGAUAACUCAAUAGAAGAGAGAAUAAUUAACUGCCCGGUGGAAUGGAUAAAACACAUUAAGAACAUAAGUGCUGUAGAUGACAAAAAUUUUGUUUGUUACUCCCGGAAUUUGUUUAAAAUUGAAACAGAAAACUAUCAGCAUUUGUACUUAGAUUUCCCGCCAAUUACAGCAUUAUUUUUUUAUAUUGAUGUGGUGAUAAUUGGACUGAGGAAUGGUAGCAUACUGCUGUAUAGAUUGUCAAGUCAAAAGAAAGCAACCCGACCCAUUUUUGAAACAUUAGCAGAGUUGCCAGAUGGAAAAUUUCCAGUGCAGUUAGAUGUUUAUGAAAGGAAAUGUGGUCCCAUGAUUGCUGCAGCAACUUUUUUUGAAUUGUAUUUGAUUGAUGUUACAUUUUUCCCUCAUGAACAGCCAGUUAAAAAUACAUUUACAAGCAAUAAGCUACACAUGUACAAGAGAUUACAAAAAUUGAAGGAGAGUAUGCAGGUGUCAUAACAGUAUUUCAAAAGGAAGAUAUCACUAUUUUUUAGACUUUUCUUUAAGAAAAAAUGCUGUUUUAAUGAGGCAGUAUUGAACAUGUGUUAAAUUGUUGUGAAGUAGGUCUUUUACUGUCUCUAGGAAAAAAAACUAUUUUCUACUUAGGACGCCAGUGUUAUCCCAGAGUGGGAGGUACCUCUCCAAAUGACAACAAUCUCUAUCAAACACAAAAUAAUCACUUCAAUCAGUAGAAAUACCAUACAGUGAUUGAUUAAUAAAACUGAAAGAACCUUAAUAUCAAAUUGAGAACCUCCUUCAUUUUUAGCAGAUCAGUUUAAAAUUCUGAAAUAACGAGAAUCUUUAGGGAAUUGGUUUAGUGUUUUUAAAAUAACUACAAAAAGGUUUUUAUACAUUUUAAUCGCAAUUUGCAUUGAAUAUUGAUGCCAUUAGGGAUUCAGUUUAUAACCCCUCUUUGUUAAUGUUAAAAAUAAGUGAUUAUUGUGAUAAAAAAAUAUAAAAACAAUUUUAUAAUUCUAGGAUAAAAGACAUAUCUGAUUUGUAGAUUUUUUUAAAUUCGCACAUUUGUGUUAGAUACCUUUCACUAUAUUUUUAGUUGUUAAUUGUUUUUAAAAACUAAAUUAUUUGUUAUUUGACUAGUCAGUAUUUUACUAAGUAUCGAGU